Catharus ustulatus (Swainson's thrush) is the source of this 1690-nucleotide messenger RNA. RefSeq names its product caltractin. Gene Ontology annotation, molecular function: calcium ion binding. The coding region runs from base 88 to 603 and encodes 171 amino acids. Gene Ontology annotation, biological process: nucleotide-excision repair; mitotic cell cycle; centriole replication. The record is from RefSeq and is a predicted model, not a curated record. The transcript has 5 exons. Gene Ontology annotation, cellular component: centriole; centrosome. NCBI's taxonomy places the organism in Eukaryota, Metazoa, Chordata, Aves, Passeriformes, Turdidae.
CCGGCCGGGCGGCGCGUGCCGGCUGCGCGCGGCGGUGCGGAGCUCCGGUCCCGUCCGGUCCCAUCCCGGAGCGGCAUUCCCGGCCGGAUGGCAUCCAACUACAGAAAACCUGGCUUAGGUACAGCUCAGCGGAAGAAAAGUGGCUUGAAACCUGAGCUUACAGAAGAGCAAAAGCAGGAGAUCAGAGAAGCUUUUGAUUUGUUUGACACUGAUGGAUCUGGAAGCAUUGACAUAAAAGAACUGAAGGUUGCGAUGCGUGCCUUAGGCUUUGAGCCAAAAAAGGAAGAGAUUAAGAAGAUGAUAGCAGACAUUGACAAGGAAGGAAGUGGCACCAUCAACUUUGAAGACUUUUUGGCUAUGAUGACACAGAAAAUGAGCGAAAAGGAUUCAAAAGAAGAAAUCCUGAAAGCUUUCAGAUUAUUUGAUGAUGAUGGCACAGGAAAAAUUUCAUUCAAAAACUUGAAAAGGGUUGCCAAGGAGCUGGGAGAAAAUUUAACAGAUGAAGAACUUCAGGAAAUGAUUGACGAAGCUGAUCGAGAUGGAGAUGGGGAAGUAAGUGAGCAGGAGUUUUUGAGGAUCAUGAAGAAAACUAGCUUAUAUUAGUCUUUGUUGCCUUGCUACACAACUGGUCCAAAAGAUAACCUGGAAAAGGCUUAAAAACUGGGCUUGUGCCUCUUGCAAGGCAGGGUCCCUUCCCCUCCAUCAUAACAACUUCCCUGGUUUCCAUUUUGGAUAAAACCUGCUGUGUUUUACUAUUGAACUAAAAGAUACUUCACUUGACAUGUGAAGAUUCCCACUGCUGCUGGGAAAGGCUGCUUUGCCUUUCCUAAGGUUACUGAUUGAAGGGACAAGCCAGUAUUUUUUAUUCCUUUGAAGGUUUUUUAGGUUAUCUUUUGGUAUUUGUCUCCUGUUGUUUAUUUCCAUGAGAGACUCUAAAAUGAAUUGCAUAUUUGUCUGUAUUUCUGUAUGAAACAUAGUUUUCCUAUGGCAAGUUGUUUCUGGAUUUAAUGGAAAGCAAAUGUAGAUUUGGUUCUUCCUUUGGAGCUGUGUGCCAUCCAUAGAUGUUCUUGUGUUUAUCUGAUCACCUGGAAACCACAAUGAAACUUGAAUGUAACCUUCUUAGGUGACCAAAGUUUAUUGUUUAUUACCAGGCAACCCUUUUGCCAUUGUUCUUACUCCCCAGACAUUACAGAGCUGCUGUUACUCCAGGAUUUCGGGUACCUAAAAAGUUCAGUUCCACAGUGCACUAGAGUAAAUUUUCUCUCAUUGACAGUUGCAUUGCAGAGAGGAUUUGCCUCUGAAGUGAAAAACUAGCUCACCAUGGACAUCUGUGGAGCACUGAAUAUAUUUAGAUCCCUGCACUCCAAACCCAUUCUGCACAUCACACGUGUUGGGGUGAUUUUUUUAGGAGUACCCCUGCAUAUAUUGUCAAUCCAGGAUUUACUGGAGAGCCACAUUUCCUUCUGAAUUACAGAGCAGUGACACACAGCCUGCUGUCUGAUUAUGUGGCUGUGCAGGAGGGUUUAUCCUUUGUAGGCAAUCAGCUUCAAAACUUUGAAAUCCUGUAAAGCUCCAGAGCUCGAGAAGUCCCCUGUUAACGUGGUGGCCGUAGAUGUAAUCUAUAGUGCUGUGUUUUAAAAUGUCUUAACUUUGUAUAAGUGUGAAAUAAAACUGUUUUGCAAGUUAAAAA